AUGUCGAUUUAUCUCUCAGCCCAAGCCCCGGAAACUACCCCCAGUUACAAAUCAGACACUCCUUUCCAAUCACAUUCACAACGAGGUCGCAAACGCGGUCGAAGUCAACUCCUCAAGAAGUCGCAUUUAACCAAUGGUCACGCCUCAGUUACAUCAGUUUCCAGACGGCAGUUGUAUUCCCGUCGGGCAAGUCACGGUCCUUCGUCUACUACAAUCGCAUUAGAAACUACCGAUAGUCCUGUUGAAGGGUCUCUUUUGGAGUUCAUUGAACCAGUAAAGGAAGAAAAUCGGCAGUCUUUUGAAGAACCACAGCAAAUGCAAUCUGAGGAAGAUGAUGAAGUAGAUGAGGAUUGGCGCUUUAAAUCAAUUGUGGAUGAUGAUCGAGGACUAUUCAAGAGUGUUCAGUCGCAAGUUCAGAAGAGCUUACCCCAGGCGCUGGAGAAUAGUACCCAACUUCCCCCAACAGACAACCCCCUUUUGUUGAAUAACUCCACAGCGUCUGUCGGCGACAAAUUGUCGAAAAGGACCUCCGUAGUCCAUUCUCUCAAAGAGCUCUCUCCUUCUCAACCUCGAUGUCCGCCUAGAAUUCAAAUUGGGAAGUACUGUAUCGAGACCUGGUACUCUGCUCCCUAUCCCUCGGAAUAUGCUCGCCUCAACCUCCUCUACGUGUGUGAAUACUGCCUGAAGUACUUCAAAACUGCAGAUGUGUACAAGCGACACAUGGCCAAAUGUCAAUGUUACUAUCCCCCUGGCAACGAAAUUUACCGCUGUGACAACAUCUCCGUCUUCGAAGUGGAUGGUCAAAUGUCAAAACUCUACUGUCAACAGCUCUGUAUCCUCGCCAAACUCUUUCUUGACCAUAAAACCCUUUACUACGACGUGGAACCAUUUCUCUUCUAUGUGGUCACUAUCCAUGAUCCACGCGAGGGCUAUCAUCUCGUGGGAUACUUCUCAAAGGAGAAACGUUCUCAAAAGUUUAAUCUCAGUUGCAUUAUGAUCCUUCCGCCUUACCAAAAACAGGCGUUUGGAAGGUUCCUCAUUGACUUUAGCUUUCUCCUCUCUCGAAUUGAGGGUGUCUCAGGUUCUCCCGAAAAACCUCUCUCUGAUUUAGGUCGUCUUUCCUAUGAGUCCUACUGGAAGUCUACAAUCAUUCCUCUCAUAUUCCCUCAGGGAGAAUUACGAGCAGACAUAUCAGUUCAGGAGAUUUCCACUAAAACUGGAAUUGAUGUAAACGAUGUUACGACGACUCUGGAACAACUCGCGUCGGGGACUCGAUUACAUCCAGAGAAUGGAAGACCAACUCUCUUUUUCGAUGCUGAAAAACUCUCCAAACUCAAAUCUAAGUAUGAUGAGCGGUCAAAAAAUUGGAUCAAGCUAAAAAUCGAUUGCUUGCGCUGGUCCCCACUCACCACAGAUACCAAGUGUAUUAAACCGUCCUUGGUGGAAGAGAUCAGUGCCCAUUCAAGCUGCCUCGCUUCUCCUGGCCACUCUCCCCGACAGAGCAGUCCAAAAUCCCCAAGGAGACAACUGCCUCGUCCUGUGACUUCUCCCUUAAGAUCACGCACCAUUUCCAUAGUCACAUCCCCACCUCCAACCAAAAGGCGUCGUGGAAGACCAUCGAAGAAUGCUACUCGUCAGAUUUCCAAUUCUUCAGCUCCUGACGCGGGGACCUUUCCACCAACAUCGAGACUUGGCUUCCUACAACAUCCGUCGAAUUCUUCGUCCACAUUGUUGGAAUCAUUCCCACUCCCAACCUCUUUCGACAUGAUGGAACCUACUCCUUUGAAUAUUCUUUCUACUGAGGAAGAGACUGCACCGGCGGCAUUGAAUAAAGAACUUCCACUCCCCCAGUAUCCUUGCAAGAAAGACGGGAUGCUUUUUAAUCAACAGAAGCCACCUGAUUCUCCCUCAGGAGGUCCGGGUUCUGUAUUAAACAAUUCCUCUUCCGCAAAUAUCAACAUUCCCUCAACCACUUGCACAACUUCCAAAUCUAGGGUAACUUCCACAACAGGUGAGAAGGGUGAAACCGGUACAACGAAUCGGAUGCCAUCACGUGGUGGUGGAGGCCGUUAUUCCCUAGGAAAUAAAUCUCACUCAAGACUCCAUCUCAGACGACGUUCAACCGUUACGGCAGGCGCAUUGAAGUGUAUGGACAUAAGGAAUUUUGUAAUCAAGUGCAACGGAGAAUCCGAAUAUGAGCAGACUGUCUGCCACAACGGUGGUGGGAUCAGCAAUUCUGCAACGAUGGAAACUUCUCCGAUUGAGACGGCGAGACAUUCUACCUCAAUCUCUCCUCCGAUUUGUAUAGAUCAGAAUGGGACCACAUCAUCUAAUGUCUUUGUCUCAAAUAUUAUUUCGUCACACGAACAUGUUGGUUCUCAGUUUACUUCUCGUUCAAGAUCCGAGCCAGACAUGGAGAAUCUAUCAUGCUCUGAAGACCAGACACUUCAAAAGACUUCUACCUCUGCAGAGAACCUCACUAAUGCACCUCAACCAUUCCCCGUAGUUAAUGUUCCUCCAGAUGUCCUUACGCGACUUCGAGGAAGCGAAGAUACUCCCCGAACAAGUCCAAUGUAUGCUCCGAGUGAAGACAGUGAUUCAACCGAUCCAAUGAAUCAAGGAGAUGAAGGUAAAAUGGCUCUGGGUGCUCGAAGGCGGCACACAACAUUCUCCCGACAUCGUGGAUUUAAAAUUCCUGCUCAUCUCCAGAAUCAACCUCGUUCACCUCUACCUCAAUUUCAAUCCAUCCAGUUCGCCACCACCCGGGAGACAUCUAUAGUGGAGGAAAUUUGCACUCCCUUACCCACAGAUCCGCUUCAAAUUUCCCUUGAACCCAUUAUUACCACUAAACCAAAGCUCUUGCAUCAUCCCGACGUAUCAGUAUGCCUUGUAUAUUCAGCAACUCCAAAUUCCGACUCUGUUUCUUCUACUUCCCCUCCUUUCGCGUUUCCGCAACAAAAUGGAACUGGAUCGGUACCUCCACCUUCAAACCGACCCCCUUCACCAUUGUUUCCACCCCCUCUUUCAGCUGAAAGAAGUGUAGCUUGUGACCAGCCUAUAACGCCUGUCCAAUCAACACUGACGACGAGGCCGACAAUGUAUCAGCCUCCGGAUAUAGUCUGGAUGCCAGUUCCAGGCGAUUUUACCUUCUUUCAGCACCCUGAACCUUUUCAACACCCUUUCUAUGCCUUGCCGCCCUAUGAACUUCAACCCCCACAAACAUUAUUCAACCCAACUCCAGGUAUCCAGGUAGUUCCUUGUUGUACAGCAACACCUGAUUUCCAGAAUCCACAAUCGGUGCCUUUAAAUCAGCAUCCAUUACAUCAACAACCCCAACCGGUUAUGAUGUACCCACAGAUGUUUGCUCCUCCUCCCAAUACCUAUAUCCCCGCACCAUGUCCAGGUCCUGCACCUCAAUAUAUGAUGAUGGAUCAUGCACAAUUCCACCAGAUCCCUACUCAAUCCGUGCCUACUCCUACUCAAGCGGCCCAAUCGAUUAUGCAGCCUAUACCUCUGCCCUCUGGUAUCUCUCAACAGCAGCCAUUUGUAUCAAAUGAGGUUAUUGAACCUCCAUCUGCAGCUGCAGAUUGGAUGUCACCAUCGUAUUCUCUUAGGAGUUAA
Molecule: messenger RNA, 3621 nt
Organism: Rodentolepis nana
Lineage: Eukaryota; Metazoa; Platyhelminthes; Cestoda; Cyclophyllidea; Hymenolepididae
Source: the annotation of a GenBank genome assembly